AUGAAGCUCUCUGUUGCUGCGCUUGCUGCUCUCUUCGCGGCUCUCCCGACUGCGCUUGCUGGCCUCGAGGACGCGCGCUACUCGACGGUUCUCACUCCCUCGAACUUCGAUGGCGUGAUUGCUAGCCAGUCCGAGGGAACGCUCGUGGCCUUCUUUGCGCCGUGGUGCGGCCACUGUAAGAGUCUCGAGCCGGUGUGGACCAAGAUCGCUGAGGCGUUCGACGGCGACGACCGCUGCAAGGUCGCCCACUUCAACGCCGACGACGCUGCCGCCCGCCCUCUCGCGUCCAAGUACGGCGUCUCCGGCUUCCCAACGAUCAAGUUCAUCCCUCCCCCUUCCAAAGGCGGCCAGGCCGAAGCUUACCAGGGUCCUCGCACCGAGCAAGCCUUCCUCGAGUUCCUCAACGAGCACUGCGGGACGCACAAGCUCCCUGGCGGGCUCUUGAGCGACCUCGCCGGCCGCAUCCCCUCGCUCGACUCGCUCGCGGCUUCUUACCUGGUGCCCACCGCGACGAGGCCUUCGAUCCUUGAAUCCGCCUUUGCCAUCGUCUCGUCCCUCACCUCAGCCUCGUCGUCCGACCAGCUUGCGAACUACUACGUCAAGGUCAUGAACCGCUUCAAGGACGUUGCAGACGCGAGUGGCGUGGAUGAGGCGCGCGCGUGGGUCGAGAAGGAGCGGAUCAGGCUCGGCAAGAUUGCGUCAAAGCGGGGACAGGUCGCGGCUAAGAAGCUCGAGGAGGCGCGCAUGAAGCAGAACAUCCUGGCUGCCUUCGCCUCUGCUUCCGCCUCGGCCUCCUCCCUUUCCUCCGUCGCCUCCGCCACAGCCUCCUCCCUCUCAUCCGCCGGCUCAUCCGCCGCAUCCGCCGCAUCCGUCGCUUCCAACUCCGCCUCCUCCGCCGCGUCCGUCGCCUCCAACUCUGCCUCGUCUCUCGCGGCCGAGGCAACCGCCAGCGCGACGAGUCUCGCAAGCGAGGCGAGCAAGACGGUUGGCAGCGUUGCGGAUGAAGCGAGCGCCACCGUUGUCAGUGCGUACCAGAAGGUGAAGGGGGAGCUGUGA
Molecule: messenger RNA, 1056 nt
Organism: Rhodotorula toruloides NP11
Lineage: Eukaryota; Fungi; Basidiomycota; Microbotryomycetes; Sporidiobolales; Sporidiobolaceae
Product: protein disulfide-isomerase A6
Exons: 7
Coding region: 1-1056 (351 amino acids)
Biological process (GO): protein folding
Cellular component (GO): endoplasmic reticulum
Molecular function (GO): protein disulfide isomerase activity
Source: RefSeq, a predicted model, not a curated record